Messenger RNA from Megalops cyprinoides (Indo-Pacific tarpon), 2266 nucleotides. It is a transcript of the gene rft1, whose product is annotated as RFT1 homolog. The record is from RefSeq and is a predicted model, not a curated record. Gene Ontology annotation, cellular component: endoplasmic reticulum membrane. Gene Ontology annotation, biological process: glycolipid translocation; dolichol-linked oligosaccharide biosynthetic process. The transcript has 13 exons. Bases 169 to 1788 code for a protein of 539 amino acids. Lineage: Eukaryota; Metazoa; Chordata; Actinopteri; Elopiformes; Megalopidae.
AUACAAGGUGUUGGAUUGGGUGUCCUGUUACCCGCUUGGUUCCUUGCUUUUCGCCGUUUUUAUUUUCUCAUGUCAGUCUUAAAACUGGUGGCACUACGGAAGACGCAUACUGAAGAGCCUCUGUGUCUUCAGCGUGGUUUGCACAAGCUAGCUUGCUAAGUGUUCAAAAUGAGUUCUAAAGAUGUGCUAAAAAAUGCCACAACUCUCGCUUCAUACAAUGUCUUGCUUCAGGUGAUGUUUCGCGUGCUCACCUUCCUACUGAACGCCUUCACUCUGCGCUUUGUCUCAAAGGAGCUGAUCGGCGUGGUCAACGUCAGGCUGACGUUGCUGUACUCCACACUGGUUUUCCUGUCCAGAGAGGCCUUCCGCAGGGCCUGUUUAAGUGGCGGGGCAGAGCAGAACUGGAGACAGGUCAUCAACCUGCUGUGGCUGACGGUGCCGCUGGGUGUACUGUGGGCACUCGUGCUGGGCUGUGUGUGGCUGUGGCUCCUGGAGGCCCCAGAUCCCCAGGCUAUCCCACACUAUGGCCCUGCAGUGGGGCUCUUUGCUAUGGCUGCGCUGCAGGAGCUGCUGGCCGAGCCCCUCUGGGUUCUGGCCCAAGCCCACAUGUUUGUGCGGCUCAAGGUGGUGGCAGAGAGCUUGGCCAUGGUGGCCAAGUGUAUGCUGACCAUGGUGCUGGUGGUCAGCACUCCACAGUGGGGGCUCUACAUCUUCUCUGCAGCACAGCUGGCGUACACAGGGUUCUUGGUGCUGUGCUAUGCUGCCUAUUUCCUGCGUUUCCUGAGCUCUGGGGAAGCAGAGAGGAAGUCCUUCCCUCUGUGCCGUGUGAGAGACUUACUGCCCUCCAGAGGCCGCGGGGAGCCAUUGGUUAACUGGAAACUGGCCAGGCUGAUCUGGAGCUUCUUCAAGCAGUCCUUCCUGAAGCAGAUCCUCACUGAAGGUGAACGCUAUGUGAUGACUUUCUUAAACGUGCUGAACUUUGGGGACCAGGGUGUUUAUGAUAUUGUGAAUAACCUGGGCUCGAUGGUGGCUCGCUUCAUCUUCCUGCCCAUUGAGGAGAGCUUCUAUGUCUUCUUCGCCAAGGUCCUGGAGAGAGGAAAGGAGGUCCGAUCUCAGAGACAGGAGGAGGUUGCCAUGGCAGCAGAGGUGUUAGAAUGCCUGUUGAAAUUUGUGCUUGUGAUUGGCCUUGUCAUCACUGUGUUUGGAUACGCCUACUCUUACCUUGCACUGGAUCUCUACGGGGGUUCUCUGCUGAGCAGUGGAACAGGCCCCAGUCUGCUACGCUGGUAUAGUGGCUAUGUUCUCUUGCUGGCUGUGAAUGGAGUCACAGAAUGCUUUACCUUUGCUGCCAUGAGCAAAGAGGAGGUCGACAGGUACAACCUGGUGAUGCUGGCCCUGUCCAUUUCCUUCCUCUUCUUGUCCUACCUCCUGACGUGGUGGCAAGGGAGCGUGGGCUUCAUCCUGGCUAACUGCCUCAACAUGGGGCUCCGCAUUGCCCACAGCCUGCUCUACAUCCACCGCUACUUCCUGCACAGCCCCUGGGCGCCGCUGCGUGGACUGCGCCCCUCCCCCGUCCUGUUAUUUGCUCUAGGCCUCAGCGCUGCCCUCACCGCCCUGUCAGAGGUCGUGUUCUGCUGUGACCGUGGCUGGCUGCUCAGGCUGGUCCACAUAGGCGUUGGGGCAGGAUGUCUGCUGGGAGUGCUCGCCACUGUCUGGCUCACCGAGACCCGAUUGGUGCACUUCAUCCGGAUGCACCUGCUGUCUCGAUACGCUAAGAAGGAGACCUAGGGCAGAGGAUGACCUCAGAAGCAGGAGAGGUGAGGGUGUGUGUGAACACUCUUGCAACCCAAGCUCUCUGAUUUUAGGGAGCGGGGGGCAGGGGGCAGGAGGACUUGGGACGAGAGGCCAGGCACUUUCUGUAGACGCCCUGCUGUGGCAAGGACCUCCCUGGCUGAAACGUUGGCUCACUUUCCUCCUGCUGAAGACACAGGCCUGGGACUCUUGUACUGUUGAAUGUAGAAAUUUAAGACGCAACACCUACAGCCACCUGGAAAUGUGUGGUGAAGCAGUCAAAUAUUAAAAAUAGACUGCAUAUGUGCAUUCUGUUAAAUAUAACUUGAAAUGAACUGAAUUAUUCUGCCAGUAAACUCCUCAAACAUACUCAUAUUUUUCCAAUUUGAAUGAUAGAAUGCUUUGAGAGAGUUGCAGACCACGUCAUACAGGUGUUUUGUAUUAGUCCUGUUAUGAAAGAACCGGAAGGUUAACU